GGGAUAUCUAAAAUCAAAAAUCGCAUAGCAUUUUGGGUAGAGGUUUCCACGAGGUCGCUUUUACUUACAGUGCACUUAGUUCAGUCUGGCGUGACUGUUCACAAUGGAGAAGCAAGCGCAAGAUACUCAAGAUGGUACGACUCCAGAAAAGGAUGAUAAUGCCCCAGAAAGAAGCGAAAGAUGGGCUAGAAAAGCAGAAUUCAUAUUUGCUUGUGUAGGCUUUGUAAUUGGAUAUGGCAAUAUUUGGAGGUUUCCAUACAUGUGUUUCAAGAAUGGAGGAGGUGCUUUCCUGUUUCCCUACAUUAUUUUCUUGAUUCUUGCUGGUGUACCAUUGUUUCUGUUAGAACAAAGUGUCGGUCAAUAUACACAAGGAGGUCCUAUUAAUGCUUGGCGCAAAAUGUGCCCUCUUUUCUCAGGGAUUGGAUAUGCAAUGAUUGCUGUCUCUUUUCUUGUUUCCAUCUACUACAACGUCAUUAUGACGUGGUCCUUGUACUAUUUUUACUAYUCGUUCUACUCUCUACUGCCUUGGGUUGGAUGUAGUCACGACUGGAACACUGAAAGCUGCCUUGUUCACAAUUCCUCAAACCCCAACGCUACGGGKGUAUCGUCGAGCAGAGAAUUUUUCACGAAUCACGUUUUGAAAAUCACUCAGGGCAUYGAYCAACCAGGCCCAAUGAAUACACCCGUCACACURUGUUUGCUGGCGGCCUGGGUCAUAGUCUACUUCUGUAUUUUCAAAGGUGUAAGGACAACUGGAAAGGUCGUCUACGUUACAGCCACUGCGCCAUUCAUCGUACUUAUCAUAUUCUUUUUUCGUGGCGUAACUCUACCUGGAGCCAAGGAUGGGAUCGUCUUUUAUUUGAUACCUUCGUUCACCAGACUUGGUGAUCCAAAGGUAUGGAUUGAUGCCUCUACACAAAUUCUUUAUUCGCUGGCGCUAGGGCUUGGUGUUCAUUUGACAUUUGCCAGUUACAAUAGCAGGAAGAACAACAUUUUAAGGGAUGCAAUGAUCAUCUCUAUUACAAACUGCUGUACAAGUAUAUUCGCUGGUCUUGUGAUAUUCUCAGUUAUUGGGUUUAUGGCUCACGAGYUGAAUAAAAGUGUCGAAGAAGUCGCUUCACAAGGGCCUGGUUUGGCGUUUAUUGUUUACCCAGCAGCCAUUGCACAGAUGCCGCUGCCGCAACUCUGGGCUGUGUUGUUUUUCUUCAUGCUUAUUAUGCUCGGCUUGGAUAGUCAGUUUGGUCAGGUAGAAAUCGUAGCUUCUGUAAUUAUAGAGCAUUUCCCGGACAAGCUGAGUCGUUUUCGAGAACUGGUCGUCUUAGCUGUUUGUGUUGUCUUGUUCCUUCUGGGUCUUUCAUGUGUCACACACGGUGGCAUUUAUGUGUUCAACCUCUUCGACUCGAUGUCCGCCGGGCUCUCGUUACUUUUCAUUGUGAUGGCAGAGAUAAUAGCUGUGGCCUGGAUCUUUGGUGCGGAAAGGUUCGCUGGUGAAAUUUCUACGAUGACAUGCCGACCAGUUUGGCGUUGGUGGGUGUGGUGUUGGAAGUAUAUUUCUCCUGUAYUAGUAAUGGGAAUUUUUCUCUUUAGCCUCGUUAAGUACAAKARAGUAAAAUACGAAGAAUAUGUGUAUCCUGCCUGGGCGGAAGCCAUUGGGUGGAUGAUUGCACUGGCAUCKAUGCUGUGGAUCCCUGGUGUGGCGCUAGCUAAAAUUAUCAAAUUAUACUUCACAAAUGGUCAACUAACUAGAAGGGACAUGCACAGUUUUCUGUACGUCAAGAGCUUGAUAUCAGACUCCUAUUUAAAYGAUAAAUGUGGUAAUGCUGAUGCUAAUGAAGUGAUGCUUUCGUAGGGCGUGGCUUCCGAGUGGUACGAAUAGUUGUARUGUAUUCUAGAAUUUUUACAUUAUUAUAAUCAUACAUGGUCAAGAACCUACCGAGUAAUUAUGAAUGUGAUAUGUAAACUUUCAUUAUAUAACAUAGUGUGAUAUUUCUAUUUUUGCCGAUACUCUACUUAUUCAAUGGGCGGAUCCAGGGGGGGUAUUAGAAAGGGCCGUGAUCCCCCUUCUUUUGGGAAAGUCCGGCUUAAAUAUGUAUACAAAGACAUAUUCAUGUGAACUACAUAAUUCAGACAGACAGACAGAAAAACAAAAUUUAGAGAUGUGCUUUUAAAAUUUCUGGAUCCGCCCUUAGUAUUAUACUGUCAGCUUAUGUACCUUGUUUACAAAUUAGUUACUAUAUCAUGUAGGACUUUUAAAUUAAUUUGUCUUAAGCGAGUCUAAACCUAAUUUACUUAUUAUGCCGUUAUUUGAUCAUGUAUAGUUACAAGUGA
Molecule: messenger RNA, 2328 nt
Organism: Exaiptasia diaphana
Lineage: Eukaryota; Metazoa; Cnidaria; Anthozoa; Actiniaria; Aiptasiidae
Product: sodium- and chloride-dependent GABA transporter 1
Exons: 14
Coding region: 104-1849 (581 amino acids)
Biological process (GO): sodium ion transmembrane transport
Cellular component (GO): membrane
Source: RefSeq, a predicted model, not a curated record